This is a messenger RNA of Morone saxatilis (striped sea-bass), 935 nucleotides long. RefSeq names its product succinyl-CoA:glutarate-CoA transferase (gene sugct). The transcript is spliced from 9 exons. The record is from RefSeq and is a predicted model, not a curated record. The coding region runs from base 60 to 935 and encodes 291 amino acids. Gene Ontology annotation, molecular function: catalytic activity. Lineage: Eukaryota; Metazoa; Chordata; Actinopteri; Moronidae.
CUGACCAUUAUUUUGAAAAGCGGGCCCGGAAGUGUAGCUAGAAGCUAACAGUUGGGGCAAUGUCGGCCCCUGUCAGACUGUUGAGGGGCCGUUAUUGGGCUCUCUGCCCGGCGGGUUUCACUCCGGAGCCACGGAGGAAUCCCCCGGUGAGGGCUCCGGUCGGCGGACGGUGGCUGUCACACACACAGACAGGAGCAAACCUUCGACCACUGGAGGGCGUCAGAGUGUUAGACAUGACAAGAGUGCUGGCCGGUCCCUUCGCCACCAUGAUCCUGGGAGAUCUGGGAGCUGAGGUGAUCAAAGUGGAGAGACCAGGUGCAGGCGAUGACACCAGAGCCUGGGGUCCUCCGUUUGUCGGCACUGAGAGCGUCUAUUUCCUGAGCGUCAACCGAAACAAAAAGAGUAUUUCAGUGGACCUCAAACAUCCCAGAGGAGCCAACGUCAUCCAGGAGGUGUGUUUGUGUUCAGGUUAUGGACAGACAGGUCCUCAGUCUCAGAGUCCAGGAUACGACUCCAUCGCCUCCGCUGUGUCAGGGAUGAUGCACAUCACCGGGCCAGAGGAUGGUGACCCGGUGCGUCCAGGCGUUGCCAUGACAGACCUGGCGACGGGGCUGUACGCACACGGAGCUGUCAUGGCCGCCCUGUUGCAACGACACAAGACGGGAAGGGGAGUUCAUAUCGACUGCAACCUGCUGUCUUCACAGGUUUCCUGUCUCAGCCAUAUUGCUGCUAACUAUCUGAAUGCAGGGAAGGAGGCGAGGCGCUGGGGGACGGCCCACGAGAGCAUCGUACCUUAUCAGGUAACUCCCCGGACGGCCCUCUUGCUGUCCCUGUUUAAAGUGCACAAACACACAGAGCAGGUGUUUAUGUUAAAGAGCGAUUCAGCAAAGCUGUCAGACAUUGACUGUUUAUCCAGUUUGGACCAGGGAAUGUAA